AGUUGAUCACUUUUCUACAGAGGUGGACGAGAAUCACGAGAUCGCUAAUGGUUUGCACGAGGAAAAUUUUGUUGGUGUUGAAGAAUUGCCUGAUCCUGUGAUGCAGAAUCGAGAUGAAGUUCGUCGCUUCUUCGCAACUGGCAACUGUCGCCUUCAAAGCGAAACCAAAGUAGUUUGCGUGAAUCCGACCAUGCUCGACCCAACAACUCUUCGAUGGGAAGUUCAUUUCUUAAAAUAACCCCUUUUGAUGGUUACCUUCCGCUAGCUAAAGAAGAGUUCGAGAUUUCGGCCAACGACAACUUGCUGGUCCGAUCGUGUCAGAAAAUACUCCAGAAAUUCGUUAUUUCUUAUCGAAGCCGUAUUAGUUCAAUCAAAAUUUCUGUUUACUUGGAGGAUUUCUUGGAGUUCUGCUACGCCAACGCAAAUCAGUUUGACGUCAUUGAUUGUAGUAAUCUUCCCGGCCCCAUUGGAUUAGCUAACGUUAUCAACUCUGCAACAUCAAGAUUAUCCGACAAUGAACUUUAUUCACUCAAUCUGUGAAAUGGAAGGAUGUAGGGGAUACAUUGGAGAAAUACGUCGAAGGAUCUCUUUGCGUCCCUUUGAACAUGGUCCCCACCAUUUAUGGAUUGCGAUUGGAUAAUCACGUCGAACUUGGAGCUUCAGCAAUUCUCAACUUGCGACGUCGAAGAACACAUCCGGUGAGCUUACGAUGGAAGAAAGCACCGUCCUUUCGGAACGUAUCAUUGGCUCCCUUUCCGUUGUUGGACCGUUGUUUGGAUCAAAUAGCAGACAAAUGUUUUGAUAUUUUACUCCCUCAUCGUAUGGUUAGGCCUCAACCCGGGGAUAAUUGUGGCAUGAUGCUGUACACUGCGCUAACGUAUGACUACAUUUUCAGCUCGAUGAUUCAACGCCUCGGAGGGGACAACUGGUUCAAUGAAGAACGAAGAUACGCAAAUUGGAUAUGUGGCUCAUUUGAUUUAGCGAAACGAACAACAAAAGCCUGGAAGAAUGGUCGACCACUUCUGAAGCUGACAGCCCAUGCCGAUAAACCCUUCCGUCCUCUUAAGGGAACUCCAGUGCUUCGUUUGAUUCUGAAUCGUUGUUCAGUGUUCAACGAAUCCAUGGCAUCCAAAGAUAAUUAUGAUCUGUCUGGCCCUGGGAACCAUAUGAUCGAUAACUUUCAGUUUGAAAUGAAGAAGAAUCGCGAUGGAAAGGAAAAGUGUCACUUUAGUUUUUAUUUGUUCCAGAUCACUGUUACUGGGCAAUCUCCAAUGAUGACUGUCAAAAACUGUAUCGAAUCUGAAGAUCAAUAUCUGCUGAGAAUAGAUAUUUCAUGCAGUGAUAACGUCUCUGGUCUGGCCGUGUCGACGAAUCCGAGAAAGCCAUGCGAGUCUGCUCACGAAAUCACCGUUUCACUUAGUCAACCGAUUGACUUGGAGCCUCUGAGUAUGACGUUUCCCUUUCCGAUCCUUAUUCAUGGUGUCCGCGCUACGCUCCACCACAAAGACCAUUUUAUUAAUUUAGUUUUGAAGAAAGCUGUCCUUGAGCCAUGGCCACAUGAGUAUCAAGCCAAGCAUACGAAAUGGAAUACUGACCGACUGAACCUCUUGGCUGAGAAACAAGUGAUGGUAGAAGAUGACAGCGGAAUUGCCCGUCCCUCUUUAUCUUCUUCUUGCAUGAACUCGUCGAUGCUUCAUCUUUUGUGCCAGUUUAAACUUCCUCAGGUUGAGGCGCCUUCGUUAUUGAAAAACAAACACUCCAUUGAGCCUAGUCCGUUGCAUCAUCAGAGGCAUUUUUCAACGUUUCACUUGCCUCAAAGCAGCUCGCACAAACUUCGUGCGAAUUUAUCUAAAAGGGUUGUCUGCCGAAAAUCCUGAUUGGUACCUCCGAGUGUACAAACCGAUUCGCACCUCUCCGGAGGGAAGCCCAAUGUUGAUCAUCUCUGCUUUUGACAGUUGAGGAUUUCACCAAUUACUUGGCCAAAGUACAACCUUCACUUUCACCGGGAGAAUACAGUCCUUGGCUAGCCACUUUCCUUUCUCCACUCUAUCUGGAUGAUAUAAAGGAUUUGGUCAACUUUCCAAGACCAGUCCGUCAAGAGUAUACUGUCAAAGUUCGCAUGGGCUUCAUCCCCGAUGAAUGGUUCCAGUUGUUCUGCUCCAAGACUGGAGUUACUGGACUGUACACCUUAGGAUUGGGUUUGGCUACCUAUUUGUGCAGCAAGGAAAUAGUUCUACAUCAUGGAACGUGAAUUCUACAUGGUCUGUCCAUUGCCAUCAUGAUUGUCUACCCUGUGAAGAAACUUGUUCCUGCCACAGUCAAAUUUCCUUGACGCUGAAGUUGCCAAAUCCGACGCUGAUCAGCUGAGAGUCUUCUGAGGCAGCAACAGCAGCAGCCGGACAAGAUGGCGAAAGAGACCAACCUGUCCGGCAAGGUUAAUUCCGGCUUAGCUGCGGCCGACGAGCAGUAGGACGAAGACAAGGCGCAAAUCGUUUUCUUCCUCUCGGAGACUACGGUGGUGAGCGCCGGAAGCCACCGGCCGGAUGCGCCCAACGAGGAUUCACCUGCCCUGGAAGAACGUGAAACCUGGGCCAAGAAAGCUGAAUUCCUUCUGGCCGUCAUUGGCUUUGCGGUCGAUCUUGGCAACGUCUGGCGAUUCCCUUACAUCAUCUGCUACAAAAACGGAGGAGGUGCGUUCCUCAUUCCCUAUGUCGUUGUGAUGGUCUUUGGCGGUCUGCCGCUAUUUUACAUGGAGCUGGCCCUGGGACAGUUUCACCGCAGCGGCUGCCUAACUUUCUGGAAGCGCAUCUGCCCGGCCCUGAAAGGUACAAAUCAUUGCCGUUUUGUCUUAUUUUGAUAACCAAAAACACGCGUGACUUGACUUGUGGUACACAACACGCAGGAGUGGGCUAAUACGCCAUUUGCAUCAUCGAUUUCUACAUGAGCAUGUACUAUAAUACCAUCAUCGGCUGGGCCGUCUACUAUUUCGUGGCUUCGUUCACGUCCGAGUUGCCCUGGACGUCGUGCGACCACCCGUGGAACACCAACAGUUGCGCACUUGUCGGACCCGUCGAUAACGGCACGUUCGUCCAAAGUCCCGCUCAGGAAUACUUUGAGCGGAACGUCUUGGAGAACUACCGGUCGGACGGGAUGGACGAUCUCGGACCAAUCAAAUGGUCGCUGGCCCUGUGCGUUUUUGUCCUGGUCUACUUCUCACUGUGGAAGGGAGUCCGAUCGACUGGCAAAAUUUCAGAGAACCACAUAUGAAGUGUGAACAUUGUUCAAGGAUGCAUAGCAGAUUCGGACUGCAACAUUUGGACUUCGAUCAUCCUUG
Messenger RNA from Daphnia pulicaria, 3334 nucleotides. RefSeq lists its product as uncharacterized. NCBI's taxonomy places the organism in Eukaryota, Metazoa, Arthropoda, Branchiopoda, Diplostraca, Daphniidae. Gene Ontology annotation, cellular component: nucleus. Gene Ontology annotation, biological process: regulation of transcription by RNA polymerase II. The transcript has 9 exons. The record is from RefSeq and is a predicted model, not a curated record. Gene Ontology annotation, molecular function: DNA-binding transcription factor activity, RNA polymerase II-specific. Bases 606 to 1877 code for a protein of 423 amino acids.